CCUCUGUGCUCAGUGACAGUGUGCCUGCGUACGACAUGGGCAAAUCACUCCUGCUGAUGUGCCUCGAUCAUGGCAUGAGUCUCGUUUCGCUAGUGCUUGUGCGGAAAUUAGCCACAUGGUUGAGUACUACUGCCCCUGAAAAGCGAAUGUGGGUCUGCAAAGUAUAAGAAGGGCUUCCAUUCCCUCAUCCUCUGUCAAGACAACAUCAGCAUUUGCAUCUAGGCCCGUCUCAAAAGUCGCAAUCACGAUGACGCACUGGUCCCUCAUCAUCUUGUGCUUCUCUGGGCUGGUCACUUCAUUGGUUGUACAGGAUCCCGUUGUCGCGGCAGACAAGCGCCUCGUCAAGCGUUCACGGGCUGGACAUGUUCCUGGUGGAUCAAUGGGGGAUGGUGGAUAUGGGGAUGGUGGAUCUGAAGGAUCUGAAGAUCCACUUUCCAGUUGCAGGAAAUUCACUGUGUUCCACACGCGCCCCGGGAAGAAUCCUCGCGUCACGGAUUUUGCAUGUGGCAAGAAGUGCAAGGAAAUGAUCGAAAGCAUCCCAUACUCAAAAGGCACAUGCGAUGCUCUCAUUAAGGAUAUAUCGGGAAAGCAUGAAUCUAACCUCGGGCAGCGUGUUUGCACUUGUUCUUUUACUUUCACCUUCACAAUGACGGAUGAUGAUUGCCUCAGGAAACGUCCACAUGACCCGAUUGAUGCUAUCGAGUUUGGCAUGUUAUCUGUUUUUGGGCACGAUGAAACUAUGAGUGCUGAAGCCGGCCAUUGUACCCGUUGACUACGAGGAUCUAGUUUACUUAUCUACACUUACAUCGAAUUACUUGCAAUUGAUGCGUGUACUCUCCUGCUUUUCACACGUGUCUAGCCAGCUGAGUGUGCUCUCUAUCCUUGCGAAUCGCUGCCAGCAUAUAUGCCGUAUCGGUCAUGAUCGUAGGCACGUAGAUCAUAGUGCUCCCGGUCUUCGGGGUCACAUCGACUGACUUGUGAGGCACGCACGAAAGUGCACCAACAUCCAGAUCUUCAUGUGUUCCAGUGAUGGUGAAUCAUGUGACAGGGUCAGUGCAUGAGCAGUGGCAGGUA
Messenger RNA from Protomyces lactucae-debilis, 1074 nucleotides. RefSeq lists its product as uncharacterized. Lineage: Eukaryota; Fungi; Ascomycota; Taphrinomycetes; Taphrinales; Protomycetaceae. The record is from RefSeq and is a predicted model, not a curated record. The coding region runs from base 248 to 772 and encodes 174 amino acids. The transcript has 2 exons.